Messenger RNA from Tuber melanosporum (Perigord truffle), 1488 nucleotides. RefSeq lists its product as uncharacterized. Gene Ontology annotation, biological process: transmembrane transport; spermidine transport; spermine transport. Bases 1 to 1488 code for a protein of 495 amino acids. Gene Ontology annotation, molecular function: spermidine transmembrane transporter activity; spermine transmembrane transporter activity. NCBI's taxonomy places the organism in Eukaryota, Fungi, Ascomycota, Pezizomycetes, Pezizales, Tuberaceae. The transcript is spliced from 6 exons. The record is from RefSeq and is a predicted model, not a curated record.
AUGGCAAACGUGGAUUCUGGGGGAGCGGUCGAAACGAAUUCGAUGGAGUCAUCCUCAGAGCAUAGUGGAUCGCUGCCUUCCUCUCGACACGAAAGGCAGAAAGUUAUUGGGCCAUUGGAAUGGGAAGGACCCAAUGAUCCAGCAAAUCCGUGGAACUGGCCUGCGUCGAAGCGGUGGUACGGAACUAUUGUGCCCGGGUCUUUGUGUUUUCUUGUAACAUUUGCGUCUUCGGUUUAUGUUCCGGGAGUCCGUGAAGUAGCAGCAAAAUUCGAUGUCUCUGUCACAGUAGCAUUGUUGGGGAUUUCGAUGUAUGUUGUCGGACUUGGAUUAGGACCAAUGUUUAGCGCUCCGUUAUCGGAGGUCUUUGGCAGGAAAAUGGUGUAUUUUGUCAACCUGCCAAUUUUUCUGCUUUUCACCAUGGGCGCUGGUCUGGCACAGAACAUCCAGACGUUGGUAAUUUGCAGGAUGUUUUCCGGUAUAUUCGGAGGGCCUGCGGUUGCUGUCUCGGCUGGCUCUUUUGUUGACGUCUGGGAUCUCAAAUCGUCCGGGUUGGCCGUCUCGGUACAAGCAAUUGCUAGUUUUAUGGGCCCCGCUCUAGGUCCCAUUAUCGGUGGAUACUUAGCAGAAUACGAAGGUUGGAGGUGGACCCUUUGGAUCAUAAUAAUCCUUGGAGGCGCAUUGAUGGUUCCAUUGUACUUUAUGGAAGAGUCCUACAAACCCGUCAUCCUUAAACGCCGAGCGCUUGCCCGUGGGGAGGAACUCCCGCCUAAACCGGACCCAAAGACAGCAUUGAAACUUAUCUUCACAAUCACACUUGCCAGGCCGAUAAUGAUGUUGUUGGAGGAACCGAUUGUUCAGGCUGUUGCACUUUACUCGUCAUUUGCCUUUGCAGUCCUUUUUGGAUUCUUUGAGGCAUAUCCUGUUGCGUUCCAGAAGGAAUACGGAUUUGCUCUCGGUGAGACGGGGUUGUGCUUUUUGGGGGUUGCUGGUGGCCUCAUCAUUGGGUGCAUAAUCUAUUUGAUCCAGGACAGGCUCGUCUACGUCCCUGCUCUGAAAAAGUAUGGUGGAUCACCUCCAGCGGAGAUUAGGUUAGUCUCAGCAAUGAUUGGAAGCUUUCUGAUGCCCAUUGGCUUGUUCUGGUUCGCGUGGACAGCGAGAAAAGAUGUACACUGGAUUUUUCCUGUGCUUGCUGGUGUCCCGUUCGGGAGUGGCCUUGUGCUCAUCUUCCUCACGGCUAUCAUGUACAUUUUGGAGGUUUACCCACCAUUAGUCGCGGCUUCUGCCAUUGCAGCUUUGGGUUUAUUGCGUUAUCUUAUGGCAAUGGCGUUCCCCCUCUUUACCGUUCAAAUGUAUGAUAGCCUCGGGAUUGCGUGGGGAACAUCGCUCUUUGGCUUCAUUGCACUGGCUAUGGCACCUAUCCCGUGGGCUUUCCAGCGCUGGGGUCCUCAGAUUAGGGCUAUGUCGAGAUAUAACGCCAUUGUGGAGUAA